Molecule: messenger RNA, 1062 nt
Organism: Juglans microcarpa x Juglans regia
Lineage: Eukaryota; Viridiplantae; Streptophyta; Magnoliopsida; Fagales; Juglandaceae
Product: putative leucine-rich repeat receptor-like serine/threonine-protein kinase At2g24130
Exons: 1
Coding region: 1-1062 (353 amino acids)
Molecular function (GO): protein binding
Source: RefSeq, a predicted model, not a curated record
AUGGUGGAUCCCUGUGACAGUAUGGGCGCACGGUUUCAGGGAAUUUUAUGCAGUAUUCCCCUUGACAAUUCUUCUAGCAGGAUAAUAGCAAUUGAUCUCGAUGACGUUGGAUAUGACGGGUAUCUGACACCAUCGAUCGGGAACCUAACCGAGCUCACCAUUCUCAGUAUAAGCAAGAACAAGAUUCGAAGAACAAUACCAGAAACCAUAGCCUAUCUUAGAAAGCUCACCAGACUUUCACUGGCGGACAAUUGCCUCACAGGCACCAUUCCUACAGAAAUCACCUUGCUCAAGAAUCUUGAAUAUCUAGACAUUUCAGGGAACAGACUGUCUGGCUCAAUUCCGCCUGAUAUUUCUGGAUUACGAAGCUUGACCUACUUGAGUAUGUCAAACAACGCGCUCACGGGCAUGAUCCCUGACCUCACGGGAUUGUGGCAGCUGAGCACUCUAGAUCUUAGUUCCAAUCAGCUCUAUGGGAAUUUGCCAUAUUUUCCUGUGAGAUUGACAACACUUUCUAUAAACCGUAACAUACUUACAGGCCACAUCUCACCAGUAAAGAAGCUCAAAGACCUUAGUUGGUUAGACGUGAGUUAUAACAGGCUCUCUGGCGUCAUUAGCAAAGACAUUAUUUCAUUACCUAGACUGGUUCACCUCAAUAUUUCAAACAACCGCUUCACUGCAACAGAGAUGGUCAGCUUUUCUGGGGAAGAGAUACCACCACUGCAAGUGCUUGACGCAGAAAAUAACCAAUUACAUGGUCAUUUGCCCGCCAACUUGAUCAAAAUUCAAAAUUUAUCAACAAUUAAUCUGGCACAUAAUCAAUUCUCUGGUCCAAUACCACAACCAUAUGGAAACAAACUAGAGCGAUCAUGGAGAAUCCUGUACCUAGAGAACAACUUUCUGUCUGGAAAUCUUCCACCACAGUUCAUUACUCGUGGACAAAGGAUUACAGGCAGCCUUGCAAGAAACUGUCUUGUGUGUCCAAUACGGAUACCGUUAUGCCGAGGAGGGCAAAGACCAAUUUCAGAAUGCCUUAGGCAGAAUCAUAGAAGCACAGAAUAA